AUGGAAUUACACGUAUACAUUGCCCAUACGGGCCAACAUCUUCAAGUCGACCCUGGAUCCUUCACCUCUUUGGACGAUUUCAAGAAAUGGGUAGCCAAAUAUACGCCUAUUGCCGCCAGUGAUCACAUAUCUCUUACCGCGGCAGCCAAGGCAGUGCGAUUUCAAGCUCUUUCCUCAGAGCAAGAGAUAUUCGUAUACGAUAGGCGCAUCAUCCAGCAAUCCUCUAUUGCAUCCGCAAAGUCAUUGAUAUCCGAAAUCCCUCUACCGCGCAAAUACACCGUCUCUCAACCCCCAGACUCGAUCACAAACGAGAAGAACCUACAAGCAUGGAAAGACCUAUUCGCCGAGAGACGGGCAUGGGCUGUGAAGGUGGUGGACGAUUGUGCUGCCAUGUCAGAUCAAGCGCAGCAAAGAUAUAUCGAGACAGAGGUGAUUACUCGAUGCGUGGAUACCGCCGUUUUGAAUUUGGAGAAGCAUGUCAAAGCGCUGGAUCAAAAGAAUGCGGAGGUUCAAAACGACGUCGAGGAGAUGCAAAAGCUCAAUACCACUAACAGGAAUUGGGAAGCGUCCAUAUCUCGACUAAAAUCACUACCUGCGAGCGCAGAUGUGAUCAAGUUCAUCACAGGCCGGGAUUUGUCGAAUAUGCAGCGCCCGAUCACCUUGGGGGACCUGAUUGAUGCUGAGGAGGUUAAGAGAUCUGGAAAGAUGUUACGGAACAUCUCGACAAACCUCGAGCAAAAGAGUGUAGAGGUCGGUCAAGAUGUAGACGAGGUCAUGCGAAGAAUUGAUCUUCUAAUCGAAAAGGUCGAGAAGAGUCCUGCACGAGCGGCUAUUCCGCAUGCUCAAGAGCCUAUUUCUUUAAUGGAGGAUAUUGAAGCUAUCUCUAAAAAAGUCAAUACUGACUGUGAAACUGUCCUGGGCUUUGCUAAUACCCCGAAAAAUAUUUCACAGGCUUCAAAAUCGGCCCUUCUUCACACCGAGAAAUUCUUACCAUCUUUAUCGAAAAGAGCACUGGAAAUGGAGGGAAUGGUGCAGACUGUUACUAAAUUGCGAAAUUCUACCGCAAUCUCGUCCCUAGAGUUCAUGUAUGACAUUGCUAGCCUGACAACAAUGCUUGCCGAAGUAAAUGGUCGAUUUGCCGCCUUGGAGUUAGAUAGUGAUGUGAUUGAUGCCUUGCAUAUGAUAUCCAUGCUAGACACAUUACCAGUCACGUAUGCUUCAUUCUUGGCCGAGGCGGUUAGACGAAGCGAGUGGGAUGAGAAAGUCAAAUCAGAUUCUUCUACCUUGGCUAACGAAAUGGCGAAUUUCCAGGAGGAGGAAACCAGGCGGCGACGAAAGUGGCAGAAGAACAUAGGGGCUACUCUGUGGGAAGAGAAGCCCGAAACGCAAGUCAUGGCUUUGGAAGUUAUCUUGCAUGGGGAGAAAGAUGAUUGGCCUCAAGCAUCUAGACGGGAUUUAGAAGAAAUUUUCGAAAUACUUAAAGCUGACGAUUCUCAAUCUCCGAUCGUAAGCGACAUCUCAAGAAUCAUUUCAGAUCUUAACAAUCCAACGAGGCAGCAAAGCAGGAGGGCAAAUGCCUUUAAAGCAGGAAGUAUUCAUGAAUCUGCUCUUGGCAAAAGUGCUCUCCUGAUGCGUGGAGAUAAUGACGUGUUAAAAAGCCUGCAAGAUGAUAAAUUAAAGCUCGAAAACAAACUUAAAACUGCUGAAAGUCGAGUUCGAAGGCUUGAAGAUCUAUUCCAUCGGCAAACACAGGUUAGCAGGACUUCAAGUGGUAAUGUAUUUCCAGUACCCAAUAAUCCUAGCCCGGAUGUCCAAAAUGUGGCAAAUCCCAUGGCGUCACCACGUCUCAAUGACGACUCUCGUCGUUCUUCCAUCUCAUCUCGACGCUUUUCUGCAAACCGAGGAGAGGAAGAAAAGGCAUUCCAGCAGAAAUUGCUUUCCUUGGAGGCAGAAUUGAUAGCCGAACGUGAACGUGCUUUGGGUCUCGAGAAAGAAGUUUCUGCGAAGAACACCUCAAUGAGCGAGUUGAACUCUCAACUUGAAGAAGUAAAUUCUAUGAAACAAGACCUUUCGGAAAACUUCAAAGCACAGCAACGUGAUUUCAUGGAAGAGCGCAAAUCUUUGGAAGUCGAAAUCAAGCGCCUCAAGGCGAGACUAGAAGAGCUGGAGGACGAGAUUGAUAGAUAUAUAGGCUCCAGAGAGAAUGAGAAGUCCGAUGUUGAUGAUCGUCUUCGUCUCUUACAAGGAGAGUUGGAAAAAUUACGCAAGGAUGCUGCUGCGGAAGCUCAGAAAGCUCAAGGUCAGGUUGACUUUUUGAGAAAUGAUGCGAAAUUACAAAGGGAGACCAAUGAAACUUUGGAAAGACAAAUGCAGAGCCUCAGAGAAGAAAAGAAGGAAUUGAUGUCCCGGACUAUUCAAGCAGAAUCACUCGCUGAGGAUCAACUCAAAGCACUGCAAGAUAUGCAUUUACAACUAUCGCCGAAGUUAAGGAUGCCACAAGAGUUCACAGCUCUUUCAGGAUCAUUGACCAACAAAUCAUUGAACCUGUUAUCUGACCUUGAGAAUACGAAACGGGAUUAUAACCUUGCGAAGUCACAACGAGAUGACGCAGAGACGACAAUAUCAGAACUCAAAGACGAACUUACGAAAUAUAGAGAGAAAUUUGAUCGCGAAGAAAAGGCAUCUCGAUCCCUUCGCGAAGAAUUAGCUUCCGAAAAAGCUAAAUUUACCGCUCUCGAGGCCGAACUUACUGAUGAACGCCUUCAAUUAAGCUCCCUAAGAACCAAGAUGGCGGACGGCGAGACGGGCUCCGAAGCUCUGCGCAGUCGUCUGGAGGAAGAAGAACGAAAGGUCACAUCAUUGUCGGAAGAUCUCGCUGGACAGCUUUCACGAAUUGGGAGUCUUGAGGAAGAAACGAGAUCGCAUACAGAGAAAAACCAGUUUGCACAAGAAAGGUUUGAGAGAUUGAAUAGCCGAUUCGAUUCACGUACUUCACGUGCAAAAGACCUCACGCAGCGAUUGUACUCACAAAAUGAUAAACUUGUCCGACUACUUGAGCGAUUGAGUUAUUCUGUCACCAAGGAGAAUGGCUCCAUGAUCAUUCAAAAAUUGCCAAAGCCUGAUCGUAGCAUCAUCAAUGGAAAUGAUUCCUCGGAUGCGGGAAAUAAAAUCAGGCGAAGCAUGACAGGCUCUACAACCAUGAGAGCCAUGAUUGAUAGUGGAGAUCUCGACUUGUUAUAUUGGAUGCACAACGAUGAUCCUGAAGCAGAAGGCGAAAAGUAUGAUGCUUAUAUCAAUUCUAUCGGUAGUUUUGAUGUGGAUAACUUUUGCGAGGUCAUCGCAAAGAGAGUCAGGGAUAUAGAAUAUACAGCCAAGAAAUACUCUAAGGAUGCUCGUUCUUACAGGGAAAAGUCUCAUAGAGCUCAAAAGGAAGCUCACGAGAAAAUUGCUUUCAAGAAUUUCAAAGAAGGCGAUCUAGCUCUGUUCCUACCAACUAGAAAUCAAUCUACCGGAGCAUGGGCUGCGUUCAACGUUGGCGCUCCUCAUUACUUCCUUCGGGAACAAGAUUCCCAUAAAUUGCGCUCACGCGAUUGGUUACUAGCUCGAAUACACAAGAUCGAGGAUAGAGUUGUCGACCUCUCCAAGUCCAUGACCGACGGUCGCUCCUUUGCAAGUACCGGCGGCGAUUCCUUCGAAGAUGAUAAUCCGUUUGAUCUUUCUGACGGUCUCCGCUGGUAUCUCAUCGAUGCUGCGGAAGAAAAGCCUGGUGCACCAUCUACCCCCGGUCUCGCCAAAAGCACAGUCGCCAGCGCAAAUAUUGACGCCACAGCAACAAUUCGUCGUUCCAAAAAAUCAUCUACUACCGGUGCUGAAGGUCUCAAUAAAACUCUUGCCAAAAGUCUCGAUAGUCGUCGGAGUAGUAGUACUUCUAAGAAAGCCAUUCCGGCUGCUUCAAUACAACUGAGAAAAACAGACUCUACGGCUUCGGUUAGUGGAUUGAGAAAUGAGGCGAAUGAUGAUGUGACGAGUACGGGUGCGGACUCAAUACUUGUGAGGAAUGUAGAUGGCAUUGCUGAUGGAAAGGCCAAUAGCGAGGUUCGAAACCCUUUGGAUAACCUCUUGGGUCCUUGA
Messenger RNA from Sclerotinia sclerotiorum 1980 UF-70, 4131 nucleotides. RefSeq lists its product as hypothetical. Gene Ontology annotation, molecular function: protein kinase binding; molecular adaptor activity. The coding region runs from base 1 to 4131 and encodes 1376 amino acids. Gene Ontology annotation, biological process: autophagosome assembly; reticulophagy; autophagy of mitochondrion. Lineage: Eukaryota; Fungi; Ascomycota; Leotiomycetes; Helotiales; Sclerotiniaceae. The record is from RefSeq and is a predicted model, not a curated record. Gene Ontology annotation, cellular component: extrinsic component of membrane; phagophore assembly site membrane; Atg1/ULK1 kinase complex. The transcript has 3 exons.